Chlorella variabilis is the source of this 999-nucleotide messenger RNA. RefSeq lists its product as hypothetical. The record is from RefSeq and is a predicted model, not a curated record. Lineage: Eukaryota; Viridiplantae; Chlorophyta; Trebouxiophyceae; Chlorellales; Chlorellaceae. The annotation marks the transcript as partial. The transcript has 7 exons. Gene Ontology annotation, biological process: lipid metabolic process.
GGCAUCUUCUCGGCCGCCACUUUCAUCCACUGUAACACGCAGCAGGCGCUGCAGGAGGCGGCGCGGCGCUGCCCCGGCUGGCCGCUGCUGCUGGUCGGACACUCGCUGGGAGGGGGGGUGGCUGCGCUGGUCACGCUGCUGCUGCAGGAGUCGAGGCUGCCCGAGGGCAUGGGCCCGGUGCGGUGCAUCACGAUGGGCACGGCCGCGGUGAUGAGCCGGCCUCUGGCGGAGAAGUGCGAGGACCUGGUGACGUCUGUCAUUGUGGGCUCUGACGUGGUGCCUCACCUGUCCAUGGCGUCUGUGGAGGCGGUGCUAGUGGAGGGCUCUGAGGCCAGCCCCUUUGAUGCGUGGAUGGCAGAGGCGGCGGUGGCGCAGCAGGCGGCGGCGCUGCAGGCCACGCCUCCUGCCGGGCCCCCGGCGCGCGGCGACACUGGUGGCGAGACCGGCGGCGAGAAUGGCGGCGGCCCCGGCAACCCGGAGCUCCUGUUCCCUCCAGGGCGCAUCAUCUGGAUCUUUCCGGCAGACGAGGAUGAGGCGCCGCUGCAAGCGGAUGCGGAGCAGCAGCUCGGGGCGAUGGAGGCGGCAUGGGAGGGGGGUGCCGCUGCCCCGGAAGCCAUCGGCGCAGCCGCGGCAGUCGCCGCUGAAGCGCAGGGGCAGGGGCAGGGCGGCGGGCGGCAGGCGGCGGAGCGGCAGGAGGGGCAGGAUGGUGGGGGGCGGCAGCCUGCGGGGCCGCCGGGCCAGGGCGCGGGCGGCAGCAGGGGGCGGUACGAGGUGACCAAUGCUGACCCUGCGGUACGUAGCUGGGGUGCGGUGGACAUGGAGGAGGCGGCAGAGGCGGUGGAGGCGGGCGCGGGCGGCGCCACCGCCGCCGGCCAGCCGCGCCGCCAGGCGGUGGCUGUGGAUGCCGACCGCGCCAGCUUUGAGCGGCUGCUGCUGAUGGCCGACAUGCUCGAUGACCACCUGCCAGACCGAUACGUGGCGGCGCUGCAGCAGCUGUGA